Messenger RNA from Momordica charantia (bitter melon), 1669 nucleotides. Its product is annotated as semialdehyde dehydrogenase family protein. Gene Ontology annotation, molecular function: protein dimerization activity; aspartate-semialdehyde dehydrogenase (NADP+) activity; NAD binding. Gene Ontology annotation, biological process: L-threonine biosynthetic process. The record is from RefSeq and is a predicted model, not a curated record. NCBI's taxonomy places the organism in Eukaryota, Viridiplantae, Streptophyta, Magnoliopsida, Cucurbitales, Cucurbitaceae.
GGUUUGAGAUGUCUCGUAGAAAAGAAAUACAAAUAUAAAUAAAAUGAAAAUGUUGCAAAUCCUAAAGCAGUGUUCCAGUUUCCUGUGAUAUUCAGUGGGUACAGCGGCCGCCUCCGACACCCAUUGAAAGCUCUCUCACUCUCUCAACAAUGGCGGCUCUAGCUCCCUGCCGAACCACCUUCUUCUUCUCCGCCGCCUCUCCUCACCCUAAACCAGCUCGCAUCUCCAGAGUUGUUCGUAUGGCGUAUCAGGAGAACGCGCCCUCUCUCGCCGUCGUCGGCGUCACCGGCGCUGUCGGUCAGGAAUUUCUCUCCGUCCUCUCCGAUCGCGGAUUCCCCUAUCGCUCCAUUAAGAUGCUGGCCUCGAAGCGCUCAGCUGGAAAAUCCGUUCUGUUUCAUGGGGAAGAGCAUAUUGUUGAGGAGCUCACCGCGGAUAGCUUCGACGGCGUGGACAUUGCUCUCUUCAGCGCUGGAGGAUCCAUCAGCAAGCAGUUCGGACCUCUCGCCGUCAAGAAGGGGACGAUUGUGGUCGACAAUAGCUCCGCAUUUCGGAUGGACGAGGAGGUGCCUCUUGUGAUUCCCGAGGUUAAUCCCGAAGCUAUGAAGGGGAUUAAGGUUGGGAUGGGCAAGGGCGCGUUGAUUGCUAACCCUAAUUGCUCCACCAUCAUCUGCUUGAUGGCUGUCACUCCUCUGCAUCGUCACUCUAAGGUGGUGCGCAUGGUUGUUAGUACAUAUCAAGCAGCCAGUGGUGCUGGUGCUGCAGCAAUGGAAGAGCUUGUGCAGCAAACUCGUGAGGUCCUGGAAGGAAAGCCACCAACUUGUAAUAUAUUUAGGGAUCAGUAUGCUUUCAAUUUGUUCUCCCACAAUGCAUCUGUUCUUUCAAAUGGAUACAAUGAAGAGGAAAUGAAAUUAGUAAAAGAGACUCGCAAAAUAUGGAGUGAUCCAAAUGUUAAGGUUACUGCGACUUGUAUACGAGUUCCCGUCAUGCGUGCACAUGCUGAGAGUGUAAAUCUUCAAUUUGAGAAUCCCCUUGAUGAGGACGCAGCCAGGGAGAUCCUGAAAAAUGCUCCUGGAGUGGUCAUUAUCGACGACCGGGCUGCCAACCAGUUUCCGACGCCACUGAAAGUAUCAAACAAGGAUGACAUUGCAGUUGGGAGGAUUCGACGGGAUGUCUCACUAGAAGGAAAUAAAGGGUUGGAUAUCUUUGUCUGUGGCGAUCAAAUUCGCAAGGGUGCUGCACUUAAUGCUGUUCAGAUCGCCGAGUUGUUACUGUAGUCCAUCCCAUCCAUUGCAGACAAUCGGUAUGUUGCAAGACGAAGUCUUUGUUGUUACCAUUCAUGAUAUCAUAGGAUGUCUCUUGAGGCGAAAAUUCCUCUCUCGAUCAUGGUAUCCAUAACUUAGAUCAAAUUUUGCAGGACAAUCGGUUAUUAAGCUUAUGAGUUUGCAUUUAGAUCUCUUGCUUGAAGGAAAAUUUUGGAAAUGAUGCUGUAAGUUAUUUACAAUGAGCCAGUUUGAUGCUUUGUUUUGAAUUUGUUGGUAAUAGUUUGUGUUAAACAUGGAUGCAAAUUCCAUUUAAUUUAGCUGUUCAUUAGGUGAGAGAGCAAUAUGCCUAAUUUUAGGGAGUUUUGUUCAACUAAUCUUAAGUUUUGGGUAUUAAAUGUUUCUCUCUA